AGGUUCUGCCAGAAAGGAACCGAACACUGAUUGGAAAUAAAGGAUAAUCACAUUAAACAUGCACAGUGUGAUCCGGCGCUAUCAGCCCUCUGACCGGGAGGCUGUCGAAAGAGUUUUCCGAGAUGGAAUAGAGGAGCACAUCAAUCCUGCGUUCCUGUACGCCAUGACCCGUCCGCUGCACAUCACUGUGAGCCUGUUCUUCUACAUGGGCUCGUAUGUGUGGGGUGGACAGUCAGUGCUUCUGGCCCUGGUGUCUGGAGGAGCCUGGAUAGGUCUCGUGUUCUUCUGCUGCUACGAGUUCUACGCCGGCUACGUGCGGGCCAGACUGAACACGGAUAUGCAAGAUAUUCCGGGUUACUACCUCAGUAAUCCAGACAACUGCUUCUGGGUUGCCGAAGCUGAGGUGAGCGGCCGGCCUCAGAUUUUGGGGAUGGUGGCCGUUGAAGGAAAAAAUGACCCGGGAAGUGAUGGGAAGAAGUAUGGCGAGGUUUACCGAAUGAUUGUUUCGUCCACCUGUCGCCGUACUGGUCUCGGUCGACAGCUGGCUAAAACUGCGGAAGACUUCUGUAGGGAACGUGGCUUCUCAAAGAUCGAGCUUUCCACCUCUUCUACGCAGAGAGCAGCCGUGGCGCUGUACUUUAAGCUGGGCUUUAAACUCGUCCUGGUUCACACGCAAUCUGAGUUCCCAAAGUGGAUGAUCUGGAUGACUAGAGCCACGAUUCUGACCAUGGAGAAGAACAUUGAUCAUUAACUUUUCAUCUAAAGGCUGAAAGUUUCUUUUGUAGGUCUGAUUUGUGUAGGCUACUGAUUUUCUUUAAGCUUAGUAGCACUUUUUACAGAAGUUUUAGAGCACUGUUUUACAUCACACAAAUGUAAUGAAAUUUGCUAUUAAAGAUUUUUCACUUUUAUGA
This is a messenger RNA of Rhinichthys klamathensis goyatoka, 911 nucleotides long. RefSeq names its product N-acetyltransferase 8-like 2 (gene nat8l2). Gene Ontology annotation, molecular function: N-acetyltransferase activity. The record is from RefSeq and is a predicted model, not a curated record. Bases 59 to 751 code for a protein of 230 amino acids. NCBI's taxonomy places the organism in Eukaryota, Metazoa, Chordata, Actinopteri, Cypriniformes, Leuciscidae. The transcript has 2 exons.